AAAUAAGCUUAAAAAAAUAAAUAAAUACAAAACACCUCUCGUCUCCAGAUUGCAGCCAUAUCGCAGGCUGCGGGCUCUUUAAGAGAACAGGUAAUAGUUACCUUGACAGGUAAUAGUGGAGAAACAGGAAGUAGCCUCAUUUGUUAGCGAGCACAAACCGACACGGAUCCUUUUUUUCAGCUUAAACAUGAAGGCAGAGGGAAAAUACUUUGACCUGCCUGACUGAAGACAUGAGACAACCGUUGCUCCUUAUCAGUCUGUCGCUGGCAGUCCUCCUCUCUGCCAGUGUGCUGGCUCAGAGCCCGGUGCAGAUCCAGUUCCAGACAGACCCGGUGCUGGUUCAAACUGGUACUCAGAUAGUGUUCACGGUGCUGACAGUGCCCCAGGUUUUGUCCAUGCAAUGGCAGUACCAAGGAGUCACUGUGGGUUUGUGGACCGGAGGAGCCACAACUGUUAACCCGGGGACCCAGUUCCAGGACAGGGUCACCAUCACGGCCACCCAGCUCCAAAUUGGAGGAGCCCGGCUCCAAGAUGCAGGGAACUACACGGUGGUGGUGACCCCCACUGCUACAACAGGCCUGGCCGCUAACUCCAGAUCGAUACAGCUGAGCGUGUUUGAUGCAGUGGCCGGGGUGAGUCUGUUUGUUCCCUCGGUGGCGGUGGAAAGGAAGAAUGUGUCUCUGGUGUGUACGUGGACUGCUGGGACGGAUAUUACAGUCCAGUGGGGCAAAGGAGGCGCAGCCAUCAUUGCCAACUCCAGGAUCACCAUCUCAGGUGGCUCUCUGGUCAUCAACCCAGCCAUACGGGGUGAUACUGGGGUGUACACAUGUACCGUCAGCAACCCUGUCAGCGCCCAAACUGCCACACAGAGCCUCACUGUCUACUAUGGCCCUGACACCCCAGUGCUGAACAUGGAGACUGCCAAAAACUGUGUUGGGGGAGGGAAUGUGUUGGUGGGACAGUCGGUGCAACUCACCUGCAUGUCUGAUUCGCUGCCCCCUGCCCUCUUCUCAUGGCAAUACAACGGACAGCCGGUCGUGCCCAGCCAGCCGGGCAGCGGGGUGCUCAGCCUUCAGACUUUCUCAACGAAUCAGAGCGGCCAGUACGUCUGCACGGCCACAAACGCCAUCACUGGAGGCAAGUCGCAGCAAGGGACAAACUUGGCUAUUGUAGCCGUAUGUCUAAAUGUAGGGGAAGUGGUGGGGAUUGUGAUCGGCUGUUUGGUGCUGAUCCUAAUCAUCGUGCUCCUCAUCGUGCUCAUAGUCUGUCUCAAGCGAAGGAGGAGGGCACAACCGAGACAAAAUAAUACCGCAGUGCUUGUGCACAAGACCAACCCAAAUCCCAGGCCUAUACCUCCAGAUCCACAACCUAAUGGUGCAAGGGAUAUGGGCCAAGGUCCCGAUCCUCCCCUAUAUCACUUGAACUCAUACACACGCCACCCUGGCCGCUUAUACACUGCACUGCAUGAAAGCCGUGGCAACCCACAGACACUGCCGCUGCACAACUCCGACACACACCAACACAAUGGUCGUACCCACACAAAUGGGCUCCUACACGAUGCUUCUCAGAACGGCAAUUCAUACCCACACAAUGCUAUUGACAACCCUGCUUUCACGCAGACUGAUGCUCAGAAUGCAAACACACCCCCAAACACACAGCAGCAAAAUCCUAACAUUGUGAUACAGACUGGUGCUGCACAGGGCGGCGCCCAGCAGCCGGCGGUCCACGUCAGCCUUAACACGCUGCCACAAAAUGCCCAGCAAAACAACAAUGCGCAAAUGCCCACCAUUCAUCUCAAUCUCAGCUCAUUUCCUCUUACUAAUGCUUCACAAACUCAACAAAACCCGGAACAUACAGGGCAAUCGCAUCCAAGAAUGGAAAGUGGGCAGUCCUAUCCUAGUGACGUCCGGCCGAGUGGUCACAUAGAAGCAGAUCACCAUUCAGAUCGGUCUGGACGUAUCCCGACUGGAUACACACACUUUAACAGUAAUAACACCUCUCAGCGAAACGCCAACACACAGACGUACCAAGAGGAGCCAGAGCCUCAUCGCAGGUCUGAUAGAAACUCAUGGGAUCUCCUCAGAGGGACACCACCGUAUCCCAGCGGCACGCUUCAAAGAGGACAGACAUCCUCUGAGUACACCUCUGACGCUACAGACUACACUCCCUAUCCUCCCAUACGAGAAGGUAGAAGCCCAAACCGAUUUAAUUCUCGACCGCGGAACCAAACCACUUCGCGGAGCAGAGCUUCACCCAGACAAGAUGCACCAUCAGUGGACAGACAGACACCGAGCCGUUCAGCUGAUCGUGGACGCCCAAACACUCGCAGUGUAACACAGCUUGAGGCUGAAAACCACACACAGAGAAGCGGCCACACACAAAGGCAGAGUGCUCAGCGCGACAUCAGAGGUUCGCUUGGUAGCCAGAUCGCCCCGAGGCAGGAAGCCACACACAGCAAUAACCCCCAGGCACUGACUCUUGUAAUCCAGCAGGCCUCUGUCGGCCGCUCUGCUGUGUCACAAGGACCCAUGAGACAACAGGGACUGACUGCACCGCGGGGUGCAGAUUCAAGAGCUUUGGCUGAUCCUAAUCACCUUCCACAGGCACACAUGGCCCAGCAACACACAGCAGUACCGAUCCAAACACCACCACAAGGCCUGGGCAAACAGACACAGCCUGUUAUAAAUGGGGCCAAUCAACCUCGCCAAGGAGGCACUGCUCCAGUCCCAAACUCUUCUGCCCAGCAUAAUCCCAGUAACCUAACCCAGGAUGCACUUAUGGCCCACACCGAGAGGGCUCAAACAUUUCAGAAUCGGAAACAACAGACCCAGGCUGCCCUGCUUCACCCCGGUCCACAGGCACGUGUUGGGGAUCAGCACCCACCAAUUCCUCCUCCAGUUAUCCCCCUCACACAGUUCAAGACCCUCCCCAAAAAGCACACCCAGCACAAAUCUCCAACUAGAGGUCCUGAGCCCCCCAGGCCUCCUGUUAACAUACCUGUGGCUCAACGACGCACACAAAUACAACAGCGCCCCGCCAACCGUCAUCACCAUCCUGGAAAUGGCCACUUGCAUGUCAGUGCACAGAGGCAUGCCCAAGCCCGUGGCCACGGGCACCCUGCCCACUUCACCCACCCACAGCAGCAUCAGGAUCACAGAGGGAGACCAAGAUGAUGACAGAUGUCAGCAGACUACACUUUACAACUGUCCCGCAUCCACAGACACAAACAAACAGUUGACAGACGUGAUCCAAUAUACCACCAAGCAAGACCGACUGCACAAGGUUCUCCUCUCAAAAGAAUAGCUGUCAUAACCUGGUAUCUCUGUCCUAAAGUCAGUUUUUUUUAAUGAAAGAAAUGAACAUGUCUCCCAUGGGAUGAAACAUUUUAAUUUUUUGGAAUUGAAGAAAUAGAAAGAAAUGACAAAUUAUCUCAGAGGAGGCUUGAUUUGCCCUUUUUAAAAAUGUACUGAAUUAAAUAAGCUGCAUGAUACUGAAUAAUUUUUAUAUAAAAUGCUACACACACACACACACACACACACACACACACACACACACACACACACACGUACACAUGUAUUGCACUAUUUUGACUUCUGAAGCACUGGUCAUGCAUCAAACUUUGCCAAGAGCCUGCUCAGAGUAGACAAGUUCAGUGAUCCAUAGCUCUUAACCAAGCUCAUGUCCCCUCAUCCAUUCAUCAUCAAAACUAAACAACACUACCUUCACAAAAUGCAUUUGAGGUGCUUGCAUGAAUAUCUGUGUCGGAUCUACACUAAUA
Perca flavescens (yellow perch) is the source of this 3778-nucleotide messenger RNA. RefSeq lists its product as uncharacterized. The transcript is spliced from 9 exons. Bases 231 to 3173 code for a protein of 980 amino acids. The record is from RefSeq and is a predicted model, not a curated record. NCBI's taxonomy places the organism in Eukaryota, Metazoa, Chordata, Actinopteri, Perciformes, Percidae.